Messenger RNA from Solenopsis invicta (red fire ant), 1783 nucleotides. RefSeq lists its product as uncharacterized. NCBI's taxonomy places the organism in Eukaryota, Metazoa, Arthropoda, Insecta, Hymenoptera, Formicidae. The transcript is spliced from 7 exons. Gene Ontology annotation, molecular function: odorant binding; olfactory receptor activity. Gene Ontology annotation, biological process: sensory perception of smell; detection of chemical stimulus involved in sensory perception of smell. The coding region runs from base 606 to 1625 and encodes 339 amino acids. The record is from RefSeq and is a predicted model, not a curated record. Gene Ontology annotation, cellular component: plasma membrane.
UGAAAAAAAGAAAUAUUCAAUCGAUUGGUUGAAAAGAAGGGGUGAACGAAGCGUCGCCGACUUCAUCGCAAUCAUAUGUGUUUCGACGCUCAAAGAGAUGAUCUGCGCAAAGGACAAGUACUUCAGUCUCAAUCGAAUUCUUUUGCUUACGGUUGGCUUGUGGCCUCAUACAAAAUCCAAAUUUCUACAAUUGCAAUUAGUUUUGCAAUAUGGAAUUCUAGGAAGCUUUAUAGUAUUUCAGGUAAUACUUUUUAGUAGUUUAUUUAAAGAAAUAGUCUUAUUCAUUAAUAAUAAUAAGUUUUAAUUUAGGUAUAAUUAUAAUACACGUUAUAAAGUAUCCUUGUUAUAAAAUUAUUGUAACGUAUAAUUACAUUUGCGCUUUUCAUUAAAAAAAUUGUGCAUAGAAAGACAAUUAAUAAUUCAAAUUUUUUAAUUUGUCGACGACAUACUUUUUGUUACUUUUAUUAAAAUGUUAACAAAAUGAUUUCCCUUAGUUAACAGCAUUUGCGACUUCAAAAUGCGAUGUGCUAUUAGUCAUUGAAGUUCUUUCUGUCACAGCCUUCUAUUUCAACUUUGUGUUGACAUACCUCUCGUUCAAUUGUAACAUGGAUGUUGUGAAACAUUUAUUAGAACACUUUCAACAUACCUAUGACGAGUUAAGAGAUGAAUAUGAAGUUGCCAUUAUAGAAAAGUAUUGGGGUUUUUCAAAACGUUUUACUGAAGGACUUACGUUGCUAGUUAUCUUCAACAUGAUUUGUUUUCUUCUUAACCCAUUUGUGCCAUACAUAUUCGAUAUUGCAUUGUCUGCAAACAAGUCUCGGCCACAUCCAUCCGUACAUAUCAUCACAGAGUACUUCAUCGAUCAAGAAAAAUAUUUUUACUUAAUUAUACUACAUGCAGAUGUAGCAUUCUGCGUAGGAGCGCUUGCAAUGCUAGCAACGGGAACAACGUCACUGGCAUUUUUUCAACAUGCUUGCGGAAUGUUCAAGAUUGCUGGUUAUCGUAUGGAAAAGGCCAUUACAAUCGGUAUUAGACAAAUGAAUGGUACGAGAAAUGCGACUUUCAUUUACAAAGGAAUAAUUGUUGCCGUAGAUAUGCAUCGAAAGGCUAUAAAGAUUGUCGAAAUUUUUGCAGCUUCAUUUAAUGUAACAUUCUCCCUUUUAAUAUUUGAUGGAAUACUUUACGCAAGUCUCAAUCUUUAUCGAACUUUUCGAGAGAUGUCAUCUGGAGAUAUUAGUGAAAAGCUGUUACAAUCCAUUACAUUUAUCGGUGUUUAUUAUGUAUACACAUUCCUUGCCAAUUAUGGUGCGCAACAAGUUACGGAUCACAGCAAUAGUAUGUUUAUUACAGUGUACAACGUUCAAUGGUAUCUAGCUCCUUUACAUACACAGAAACUUAUAUUGUUCAUGUUACAAAGGGGCACUAAAAUUUUGAACAUAAAGAUUGGUGGAUUAUUUGUAGGGUCUUUAGAAGGCUUCUCUACGGUAAAAUUUAUAUCAGAAUUUAUUGGACAUAAUAUAUGUUCUGAAUGUUUGAAAAAAAUAUCUUUUAUUGCAGCUGGCCAGCGCCACAAUGUCUUACUUCACAUUUAUUUAUUAUACAAAUCAUUAAUGUGUCGAUUGUAACACUGUACAAUCUCUAGACAGAUUAAAUAGAGGUUUUAGGAAAUAAUAUUGUAACGUAUUAUACGGAUAUAUUAAACAAACAGAACGUAGAGACUUAAAUACAAUUAAAUUAAUAGAAAAGAAAAGAUGCCGAUAAUAAAAAAAAAUGUUUAAAAUUG